Magnolia sinica is the source of this 1236-nucleotide messenger RNA. Its product is annotated as protein STRICTOSIDINE SYNTHASE-LIKE 10-like. Gene Ontology annotation, biological process: biosynthetic process. The record is from RefSeq and is a predicted model, not a curated record. NCBI's taxonomy places the organism in Eukaryota, Viridiplantae, Streptophyta, Magnoliopsida, Magnoliales, Magnoliaceae. Gene Ontology annotation, molecular function: strictosidine synthase activity. The transcript has 3 exons. The coding region runs from base 21 to 1154 and encodes 377 amino acids.
CAAGCAAGCAAGCAAAAGCCAUGAAGUUGAAGCUUGUCUUUGUUACAAUUGCAAUUGCAUUCAUCUCUAUCUUUCUAGUCCUCCAUCCUUUCCAUUAUCUUUUCAGUACUCCCAUUCUAGCUGGAGCUUCCAACAAGCUCCAGAGCUCAGAAGUAAUCAGUGUCGUUGGUGCAGUGGGCCCCGAGAGCCUCGCUUUCGAUCCUAACGGAGGAGGGCCCUACACCGGCAUAUCAGACGGUCGCAUUCUCAAGUGGCAAGGGAAAGAUGUUGGAUGGACUGAAUUUGCAGUCACUUCUCCCCAUUACUUGGCGAAGAGGAAGGAAUGUGAGGGUUCACAAAACCCGGGAUUGGAGCAUGUGUGUGGACGUCCCUUGGGACUGCGGUUCGAUGGGAAGACUGGCAAUCUCUACAUAGCCGAUGCUUACUAUGGGCUACUUAUGGUGGGCCCCAGUGGUGGAUCAGCCGUACAACUGGCAACUCAUGCCAAUGGCAUCCCUUUCCGUUUUACCAAUGAUUUGGAAAUAGAUAACGAGAGUGGAGCCGUUUAUUUUACUGACAGCAGCGCACGCUUUCACAGGAGGCAUUUCUUGUCAACGGUAAUUAGCGGGGAUAAAACGGGGAGGCUGAUGAAAUACAGUCUGGAAACAAAACAAGUAACAGUUCUUCUACAUGGCUUGUCCUUCCCAAACGGCAUUACGCUUAGUAAAGAUGGCUCCUUCCUCCUAAUCUCAGAGACCACUGCUUGCCGAAUUCUAAGGUUUUGGCUUCGAACUUCAAAGGCCGGAACCAUCCAGGUAUUUUCCCAGCUCCCUGGAUUCCCAGACAACAUCAGGAGGAGCCCGAGCGGAGACUUUUGGGUGGCAUUACAUUCGAAAAGAGGAAAGAUCUUGGAAUGGAUUCUUUCAAUUCCGUUGGUAGGUGAUGCAUUAGUUAGACUACUUCCCAUUAACAUCGAGCAAUUCUAUUCAUAUCUGGUUAGAUGGCGUGGGAGUGAUGCGAUGGCACUGAGGUUGAGUGAGGAAGGUGAGGUUUUGGAGGUGUUGGAAGAUAGAGGUGGGAAAGUUUUGAGGUUUGUUAGUGAAGUUGAGGAGAUCAAUGGGAGUUUAUGGAUUGGAUCUGUUGUCAUGCCUUUUGUUGGUUUCUUUAAGCUCUAGAGCAUUAAGAUUAGGGGGCUGUUUGAAAUAUCUAGUAACAAGAAUUUAUUUGCUUAUUCUAAAAACAUAAAUUAUUUGGUAA